UUCAUUCAGGAGGUUGUAAACUACUCUCACAAAAAAACCAAAAGCCUUAACCCCUCUUUCUCUCACAACCAUCCCCUACUUUUCUUUCCAUCAAUUAGCACAAACAAAAAAAACAAACUCCCCCAUCACUUUUCCCGCCAAACACAAACUAAAUCAGUUAUUCCACUUCUUGGUUCAUUGUGAACACAACAACUAAAACAACUUUGUUUUUUUCUUCACAUAUAAAGUCCAACCCUUAACCCUAAGUGCUUCAUGCAAAGAAACAAGUCACUUUGUGUUUGCCCCAUUUUGAGUACUCUUCAAUCUAGUGUCUUAUUCGUGAUGGGUAGCAGUACUACUACACAAAGAUCACAUUGUUGGCAUUAUUGGGGCAUCAUUGUAGCAUGGCUUACAUUGUUGGAAAUGAAGAUGAUGGUGCAUUAUGUGAAUGGUGAACUCAAUUACAAGGAGGCUCUCACCAAGUCAUUAAUAUUUCUAGAGGCACAAAGAUCAGGAAAACUCCCUUCCAAUAACAGGGUACCUUGGAGAGAAGACUCAGCCCUAGAUGAUGGAAAACUAGCUAAUGUGGACCUUGUUGGAGGUUACUAUGAUGCUGGGGAUAAUGUAAAAUAUGGCCUCCCAAUGGCUUUUACUAUUACAACCCUAUCAUGGGCUGCAAUUUUUUACAAAUCAGAAUUAGAAGCUACAAAUGAAAUGGGGAAUGUUCAUGAUGCCAUUAGAUGGGGCACUGAUUAUUUUCUCAAAGCUAGUUCUAGACGCAAAAGAUUAUAUGUCCAGGUAGGGGACCCGGAAGAGGAUCACCAUUGUUGGGUUCGACCGGAAAAUAUGAAGACGAAAAGAACGGUUUUGAAGAUUGAUAGUAACACGCCAGGGACUGAGAUUGCAGCUGAAACCGCGGCGGCAAUGGCGGCUGCUUCUAUCGUUUUUAGGGACUCUGAUCGUAAAUAUUCACAUAGUCUCCUUAACAAAGCGAAAUCGCUUUUUGUAUUUUCGAAAUCACACAAAGGAACCUAUGACGGAGAGUGUCCCUUCUACUGCUCUUACUCAGGCUAUAAUGAUGAACUUAUGUGGGCAGCAACAUGGUUAUACAUGGCUACGAGGAAGCCUGCGUAUUUGAAGUACAUAGAAGAAGAAUCGAUAAGUGCUAGCGUAACAGAAUUUAAUUGGGAUCUUAAAUAUGCAGGAGCCCAAAUCCUUCUUACCAAGUUACAUUUUGAAGGAACAAAGAAUUUGGACACAUUCAAAGUUCAUGCCGAUAGUUUCAUAUGUUCAGUUCUUCCGGAAAGUCCCUAUCAUCAAAUUAACUUAUCCCCUGGUGGGUUCGUUCAUUUGAGAGAUGGUGCCAACACACAAUAUGCUACCGGGACAGCAUUGUUGUUCACUGUGUAUGGUGAUUUGCUUGCCAAACAUAAACAGAAAAUCACUUGCGGAGACAAACAAUUUGAUCCCUCUCACCUCCUCUCCUUUGCUAAGAUACAAAUGGAUUAUAUACUAGGGAAGAACCCUGAAGGAAGAUCAUACAUGGUAGGGUUUGGGAAGAACCCACCAACACAAGCUCACCAUAGAGGUGCAUCCAUGCAAAAGUUGCCAAAGGAUGAAGAAGUAAACUGUCCCACGAGCUUCUCAAAAUGGUUGAAUAAAGACCAACCUAACCCCAAUGAGCUCACCGGUGCUAUUCUUGGUGGACCUGACGGCAAUGACAAGUUCAAAGACAAGCGUUGGGAAUCUGUUUACACUGAGCCAUGCACAUACAUUAAUUCUCUAGCAGUUGGACCUUUAGCCAAGCUUGCAUCUUUGUCUUAAUUAAUAAAAGUCUUAGUUACUAGUAACUUGCUUGGAAUGCUAAAAAUUAGAAUUCA
Molecule: messenger RNA, 1859 nt
Organism: Arachis ipaensis
Lineage: Eukaryota; Viridiplantae; Streptophyta; Magnoliopsida; Fabales; Fabaceae
Gene: GH9A4
Product: glycosyl hydrolase 9A4
Biological process (GO): carbohydrate metabolic process
Molecular function (GO): hydrolase activity, hydrolyzing O-glycosyl compounds
Source: RefSeq, a predicted model, not a curated record